UCAGCACUGACACUCGGAAGAGGAGCGUGUUAAAAAUGAAAUUCUUAGCGAUUGCGUGCUUUUUCACGGUUCUGGCCGGGGUGGCGUUUUCCCUCACCCUCCCAGCACCAAAGAAGAAAAUCGAAUUCAAAAAUGGACAAAGCUACGCAAACUGCGGCCGAGUUCCUGCCGCUUGUGAGAGGAGCGGCAAGGAUGCCGUUCGUGGUUGCCAUCCGUGGCACGCGAAAGUGACUCGCAGCGGCCGCAAAUCAACCUGCGAUGGCACUCUGAUCUCCAAACGAGCAAUCAUUACAAGGGCACAAUGUCUUUUCAACGUGCUGGAUUUGUUCAGCCCGUCGGACAUCCAAGUGACCUUGGGUGCUUUCAACAUUUCUGAUCCGAACGAGAGCACGAGACAGACAGUCAGAGCCAAGGCUUUGAUCCCGCAUCCCAAUCGCGAAGAUUUCUGCAUAAUCUGCUUUGAAAAUGACAUCGGAAUAAUAAUUCUGGAGGAAAACGCUCUGACGCUGAACGAACACGUUUCUCCCAUCUGCUUAUGGGACGCAGAAUUUAACCCUCGCACUUUCGCCAACACUGUCGGAGAGGCGGCUGCUUGGGAUCCGAAAGGCAAAUUGGUGAGGAACGCUCUGGAAGUGGUUGCCUACGAUGGACAGUGCUACCAAAAAUACAAUAAUGCAGUCAAGCCGCUGACUAGCUUCUGCUUUCAACACGUCCGCACAACUGACACGGCUUGCACCAUUGAGACUGGGGCCGGAUUCGUGGUCAAAAAGGACGGACGCAGUUAUUUGAGAGGACUCCUCGAUAUAUUCGAAAACGAACCGCUCAUUGUCAAAGGAAAAGAUCGGGGAUUUUGCUCCAGCGUCGUGAAAAACUACAUAGCUGAGGACCUGGCGGACUACAUGGACUGGAUCAUCAAUAAUGUGCCAGAUGUGUCUCGAAAAUAAUUUUUUGUUGAAUUAAGGGGCUAAAAUUUUAUUUUCAAGUAUAUAUUACAUAAAAAAAUAAAUAAAUGUCUCGUGUUGGAACUAGAGAAUAUACAUUAUUUUAUGAAUUUGCAAAUUAAUCUCAUUUAAAUAAUGUUUUUCAAUGUUAAAAAUAAUUUAGUAAACAACUGGUCUCUAUACUACAUGUAUAUUUCCAUGAAUUGAUAUUGAAACUAGAAUCUGAACAAAAUUAUAAAUAAAAUAAUUGGAAUACAACUUAGUUGAAUUGUCAGAAAAAAAUGUAUCCUUGCGAGUAAGAUUAUUAAAGGUUGAAUUUGCAAAAUCAAAAAAUGGAAAAAAAACUCAUAAUGUAUAUUUAUUUCAAAUUAUUAAAAU
This is a messenger RNA of Cloeon dipterum, 1319 nucleotides long. Its product is annotated as mannan-binding lectin serine protease 1-like. Bases 36 to 944 code for a protein of 302 amino acids. The record is from RefSeq and is a predicted model, not a curated record. The transcript has 6 exons. Lineage: Eukaryota; Metazoa; Arthropoda; Insecta; Ephemeroptera; Baetidae. Gene Ontology annotation, molecular function: serine-type endopeptidase activity. Gene Ontology annotation, biological process: proteolysis.